AUGGCGUGCGAUGAUAGUGAGAAAUUAAAUUUGAAAGAAAAUUUUGAAUGGAAUGUCGAAAACGAAAUAAAAUUAUUUGAAGCCAUGAUUGGACAUAAACCAGUUGGUAUAAAUAAACAUUUUCACAUGGCAUGCAUAACAGAAAAAUUUGAAAGCCUAUUAGGAAAACAAAUUUCUUCAGAUGUUUUAUGGCAACAUCUUGAGAGUAUGUACGAUUUGACUGCGUUGGAUAAAAAAGAAACUUUGCCCUUUCCAAAUGAACCAGAUGAAUUUUCUCUACCAGAAGAUGAAUAUUCACAUUUGAUAAAUGAAAAGUUAAUGGUUAAAAGUGAUCACGAUGAUACCAAAGAUGGCAAGGAAAGUGGAUUAAAAAAUCAAAAAGAACUAACUCCUGCCAAAGAAUCAUCGAUAAAAAAAGAAAAGAAAAGUGAUUCUGAUGAUUUUUUAAAUAAUGAUGGAGACAAAAAGGAUAAUUGUGAUAUGGAAAGUGAAAGUCAAAAAGGAAAAUUAGGAAAAGAAAUUAAAACGAGAGGGAAAAGAAAUGUUAAGGAUAAAAAAGUUGACUUGGACUCUUCUACCUCUAGCACAGUGAGUAAAAAAGAAGAAAGUUCCUCUAACUAUAGUGCAAAUAAAAAAGACAAACAAACUGUUGGAAAACGAACGUUAAGGUCAAGAGCAGAUGAUUCGUUACCAAUUAAAUCAGUUACACCUCCACCUUCGAAAAGAGCUCGAAGAUUUUAA
Molecule: messenger RNA, 741 nt
Organism: Pediculus humanus corporis (human body louse)
Lineage: Eukaryota; Metazoa; Arthropoda; Insecta; Psocodea; Pediculidae
Product: MRG-binding protein, putative
Exons: 4
Coding region: 1-741 (246 amino acids)
Biological process (GO): regulation of transcription by RNA polymerase II
Cellular component (GO): nucleus; NuA4 histone acetyltransferase complex
Source: RefSeq, a predicted model, not a curated record